AUGGAUAAAAAAACGAAUGAUCUUGAGUCACGCAUCAAGAGUCUUCGACGCGAGAACGCAGAUUAUCGGUGGUUUAUCCCUGAACUGCUUCUCCGCGAAGCAUUAUCAGAAGAUGUGGUCCGGAAGGCGUUACUGGACGUUGGGGCUAAACCAUACCAUCUUGACGAAAUAGUAAAGCAUGUUCUCACCAGCGGGAUUAAGAUUUUCGCUGUUCUCGUCUUAACUAACCAAGCUGCCAUGACUUCCAAGUUCAUUGAAGAGGGAGAAUUUCAGGAUCACAGGCUUCCCUUCAACCUGAAUACUUUGGACAAGCAGCUCUCACUUCCGGCUGCCAAGGAUUUCUACGAGAGGCAGUGGGAAUUCACAGCGCCCACCUUUUAUCGCGGCACGAUCCAUCGACUGCUCAACGACCGGUCCGUGCUUCCCUUCACCAAGGACAAGCGCAUUGGCAACGGCGCAUUUGGCACCGUAUACGAAAUCAAGUUGGAUCAAAGCCACCAGAAAAUGGAGGGAGCGUUUCAGAAUAGGCUGGUGAGAAAGGAACUAGAUGAUGCCGGAAGCCACAGGAUCGAGCUUGAAAACCUCGCAAUUCUUAGCCACUUAAGACAUCCGAACAUUUUGGAGCUCUUGGCUUCGUACACAUACAAAGGCAAACACAAUCUGGUUUUUCCUCUGGCCGAGGGCGGUACACUGGCCGAGCUCUUCGCUAGUGAUCGCCAAACAACACGCUUCAAAUCCAACCAGGCUUUCUUCAUUGCACUUACUCGUCUAUCAUCUGCUAUUGAGCACGUCCACAACUUUGUUGAGCGUCGGAUCGAUCUCAACCUCAUUGGCUGCCAUUAUGAUCUACGGCCUAAGAAUAUACUCGUCUCUAGAGACACAUUUCUCCUUGCCGACUUCGGUCUAUCAAGGUUUAAGCAGGCUUCCGAAAGUUCAGGAGCGUUGUUCAAGGAGGGAGCUGGGGACUACCGCGCACCGGAAUGUGAGGAUAUUGAUGACAAUCUCUUUCCAAAAUUUAUUGUGCGUCGAUCGAGCGACAUUUGGUCGUUUGGUUGUAUAAUGGCGGAGGCUGUUACAUAUAUGAUUCUCGGCCAAGACGGCGUAGAGGAGUUCAGAAAAGUGCGAAGUUUUAAGAAGGGACAAGGGCGAUAUUAUCUUUUCCACUGUGGGCUUGGCGAACCGAACGAAGCUGUAAUCAACUGGAUAUCGCAGUUAGAGCACAAAUCGCCGAGGGAGUGCAAGAUGCUCCUCAAACUGGUCCGGAAUAUGAUCGCAAUAGACGAAGAGAAACGGCCGAGGGCAAAAGAAGUUACAGCAAAACUACGGCUCAUUGCGCAACACGUGGUGGUCGAUUCUGUGGAGCAACUUUUCCGAGUUAUUCCUUUUGGAAGCUCCCUUGAUGCUCUUAUUGAACAGAAGAGAUUCCAGUCGUGGAAGUAUGCCCUUGGGAUGCUUGAUCAGGAGAGUGUUUCGGAUUCCACUAGGGACAUUUAUUGGGAGCACGAAUCUCAGUUUGACUCUACACUGGAUUGUCUUUACAAGAUCCGAGAUCUCCUGAAGUCUGCCUCCUCCCGGAAGCAAAGCAUGGCAGCAUUUCCUCAUAUUCCACUCAGUGAACUCAACGAUCGCCUUGAUGAGCUUCUGAAUGAGAGAUUGCAAGAGAAGUCCAGAGCUUACUUUAGAGCUUCCAUGGUUGAGGAUGAAGACAAUUUGUUUCUCCAAAUGGUUCGAGAUGAUGUCAAGGGGAUGUCUUUCCCCAAAGAGAUCAGAAUGCGAGCCACUCUAAAGUACAUGACCGAAUUAGCGAUGCAACACCAUGAAAGAGAUACGUACAAGCGGCAACUCGACGUAAAGAGUGUAAAGGUCGGAUCUGCAUUUGGUGACCACAACAUCGGGCGGUUCCAAGAGGGUGAUCUCUCCCACCCGGUGCUAGUGGAAUGGCGAUGGUAUGGGCGCCAAUCCUCAGAGAAGACAAUAAACCGUGAGCUUUUUGUUCGGGUCGACGCAAUAGCCGAUCUGCUAGGCCAAGAUAAACCCAAGGAGUUCUGUACACUCGACUGCAGAGGGUUCUUUCACGAUCCGAAUCAAUUUGCCUUCGGCGUCGUCUACGAUUACCCACGGGCUACGGCACCAUAUCAGGGCAAUCCACAACUUAAGUCUCUUCGCAAGUUAGUUACAGAAACCACCGCGUCAGUCAAACUUCACCCUACUCUUGACGAUAAAUUUAGGGUCGCGUACAUUCUAUCUCGAUCUAUAUUAGAGUUUCACCUGGUUGCAUGGCUGCAUAAACGAUUAAACUCAUCGAACAUCGCAUUCUUUGCCACGACCGAGCUGCUUCAGGACGAGUGGUUCCAGAUGCCAUACGUUGUUGGCUUCAACCACAGUCGUCCUGAUGAAAUCUCGGCUUUUACCGGGGGCCCCGAGGAUUCAGGCACUAAUCGUUAUCAACACCCUGCAUAUCUUAACACUACUCGAAGAUAUUGUGCAGAAUUUGAUUACUAUAGCCUUGGCAUCAUCCUCCUAGAAAUUGGGCUUUGGAGACCCCUGGACGAGAUAACUCGAAAGUAUAAAGGUACUCACGAGCAAAUUCGAGACAAGCUUCUCCAAGAGCGGGUACCAUUGCUCAAACAAUCAAUGGGUAGGCAUUAUUUUGAAGCCGUUAGGGUAUGUAUUGAAGGCGACUUUGAUCAGUCAGAACUUAAUGACGGACAUGGAGGCAACACAAAGUCCUUACAUCUUAGCUUUGAAAGAUUAGUUGUCAGUCGGUUGAACCAAUUCUCGAAUUGAGGUUAAUAUUCCUAUUUGACAAUAGUACCGAUGAACAAGGGCUCACUGUCGAAAAAGAGAACUCGAAAUAAAAGGGAUACGACAAACUUCAGCUUUAUAUUCCACAUAUUCGUUCUCAGAAAGUAUUCAUCAUGUCUUGACAACUUAUCUCGAUGGCUCUCCCCGUGUUCGUGUUAUGUUCGCAUUGGCUAUCCACCAUACAAAAGAUUUAAUUGACCAUAAAAGUCCCUCUCAAUACGU
Lindgomyces ingoldianus is the source of this 3027-nucleotide messenger RNA. RefSeq names its product kinase-like protein. Gene Ontology annotation, molecular function: ATP binding; protein kinase activity. The transcript is spliced from 2 exons. The record is from RefSeq and is a predicted model, not a curated record. Bases 1 to 2787 code for a protein of 928 amino acids. NCBI's taxonomy places the organism in Eukaryota, Fungi, Ascomycota, Dothideomycetes, Pleosporales, Lindgomycetaceae. Gene Ontology annotation, biological process: protein phosphorylation.